AUGAAUUCGAGUUCAAAACGAAUGUUAGCGUUGGUGAAAAAUGAUGAUAAAGGUACGGAUGUAGAUCAAAGAAUAUUAGUUAAUAAUAACAAUGGUAUAGAAAAAUCAGAAGAGCAGUCAACACACAUUACGGACGAGUCAAUUGCAGCAGAUUCCGUUCCUGAACAAAAUGAAGAUCCUUUUAUGCCUGUAGGUGAAAUGAGUCCUAUUACCUUGAUUUCCCUCCAUCAGAAACCUCACAGGUACAUAGUAACAUUAGAUCUCCAACGCCGUUGA
Messenger RNA from Parnassius apollo (apollo), 276 nucleotides. Lineage: Eukaryota; Metazoa; Arthropoda; Insecta; Lepidoptera; Papilionidae. The record is from the annotation of a GenBank genome assembly.